Molecule: messenger RNA, 461 nt
Organism: Chaetura pelagica (chimney swift)
Lineage: Eukaryota; Metazoa; Chordata; Aves; Apodiformes; Apodidae
Product: ornithine aminotransferase, mitochondrial-like
Exons: 3
Coding region: 30-419 (129 amino acids)
Cellular component (GO): cytoplasm
Molecular function (GO): identical protein binding; pyridoxal phosphate binding; L-ornithine transaminase activity
Source: RefSeq, a predicted model, not a curated record
UCUCUGCAGUGCUCUGUGAUGAUGAAGUUAUGCUGACCAUUAAGCCUGGUGAACAUGGAUCUACCUAUGGAGGAAAUCCAUUGGCUUGCCGCGUGGCAAUGGCAGCACUGGAGGUAAUUGAAGAGGAAGACCUGGCUAAAAAUGCAGAAAAAAUGGGUAACAUACUAAGAAACGAGCUGAUGAAGACACCAUCUGAUAUUGUAACUGCUGUAAGAGGAAAAGGGCUAUUAAAUGCAAUUGUAAUUCGGGAAACCAAAGACUACGAUGCCUGGAAGGUGUGUUUGCGACUCCGGGACAACGGGCUUCUUGCCAAGCCUACCCAUGGGGAUAUCAUCAGGCUGGCACCACCCCUUGUGAUCAAGGAGGAUGAAAUCAUGGAAUGCAUUGAAAUAAUUCACAAGACCAUCCUCUCUUUCUGAACACUGGGCUUUUAAAGUGCAUCUGCUGACUGACCCCAGGUG